Naumovozyma dairenensis CBS 421 is the source of this 597-nucleotide messenger RNA. RefSeq names its product Cox20p (gene COX20). The coding region runs from base 1 to 597 and encodes 198 amino acids. Gene Ontology annotation, cellular component: mitochondrion; mitochondrial inner membrane. Lineage: Eukaryota; Fungi; Ascomycota; Saccharomycetes; Saccharomycetales; Saccharomycetaceae. The record is from RefSeq and is a predicted model, not a curated record. The transcript has a single exon. Gene Ontology annotation, biological process: mitochondrial respiratory chain complex IV assembly.
AUGGGUUGGUUUUCAUCUUCAUCUUCUGACGACAUGUCAAGAACCGACGAGAACAAUCUACCCGCUCAACAACAGCAGCAAGAAACCCAAAAACAAUUAACAAAUUAUUCAACAGGUCAAAAAAUCUUACUACAAGAUACACCCCCAAAAUUCAAUGAUUCUAAAGAACCAGAUUCAAACCCAAAUUCAAUAGAUUCACAAACGUUAAAACAAGCUUGGAAUUCAAUCCAAUGGAAAGAUUUCAAUCUAGAAAAAUUAUCAUCAAUUCCAUGCUUUAGAGACUCUACAAUGGUAGGAUUCUCAACAAUGUUCAUAACAUCAUCAAUAAUAUUCAUAUAUAGUAAAAAUCCCAUAAAAGCUACCAAUUGGGGGUUGGGGUCUUUAAUAUUGGGUUCCAUGGUAGGUUGGGAACAAUGUAGAUUGAAAAGAAAACAUAGUUUCCAAAUUGCUCAAUUGGCUAUAAAUACAGUGAAAGCAAAGGAAAAACCAAUGAUGAAUAAAAUUAAUCAUGAUGAAAGAUUAAUAACUCAAUGGGAAAACAACGCAAAAACUGAGACCUUAGUAGCUUCAAAAAAGAAAUGGUAUCAAUUCUGGUAG